AAUAAAAGGCUGAGAGGUUUGGUUCAAUUAUCCACACGAUAUUUCCCUCUCAGUACUCUCAGACGAUGGAGCAGCUCUGUAGUAAAUGAAUCAGGACUGAAAUUAUCGAAAUAGAUAAAUAAGCGAACAAAAAUGUCCUUCAUUUUAAAGUCAUUUGCUGCAAAUUCCUCUGUAUCAACUCCCAGAGAAGCCACUAUUGCCAUGAUGCAGAGCUCUUCGUAUACAGUCUUGUCGCAAAGAACUUGCUCAUCUUUUAGGAGAACAGCUUCUGUUAAAUUAUUUGAUUUCAAAGGAAGCUCGUCGGUCAGAGUCUUCUCUUUCUUAAAUAUGACGCGUUAUUCAACUUACUCAGGUGAUGAGUUUUGUUCUUCUUCAAAGCGAAGAUCACGAGGACCUGUUAUGGCUGCAAAGAAAGCAGCUGAAGGGCAAAAGCAAGAAGAGGGAAAGUACAAGCACACAGUUGAUUUGCCGAAAACAACUUUUGGCAUGAGAGCUAAUGCUUUGGUUAGGGAGCCUGAAAUUCAGAAAUUAUGGGAUGCCCAUCAGGUUUUCAAGAAGGUUGCUGAUAACAAUGAUGGGGGAAAUUUUGUUCUUCAUGAUGGUCCUCCAUAUGCCAAUGGAGACCUUCACAUGGGCCAUGCUCUGAAUAAGAUAUUGAAGGAUAUCAUUAAUCGUUAUAAGCUUCUCCAAAAUUAUAAAGUUCAUUAUGUGCCUGGUUGGGACUGUCACGGCCUCCCAAUUGAGUUGAAAGUUCUGCAGUCAUUGGAUCAAGAUGCCAAAAAGGACCUCACACCAACAAAGUUAAGAGCAAAGGCUGCCAAAUUUGCCAAAGCAACAGUCAAAGCUCAGAUGGCAUCUUUUAAGCGCUAUGGAGUAUGGGCAGACUGGAAUAACCCUUAUCUAACUCUCGAUCCUGAAUAUGAGGCUGCACAGAUUGAAGUGUUUGGCCAGAUGGCCCUUGAAGGGUAUAUAUAUCGGGGCAAGAAACCAGUUCACUGGAGUCCUUCAUCACGUACUGCUCUUGCAGAGGCUGAAUUGGAGUAUCCUGAGGGACAUGUUUCAAGAAGCAUAUAUGCCAUUUUCAGGAUAUUGAGUGCAUCUCCAACUUCUGAUGGCUUAUUAAAAGAAUUCUUUCCAGAUUUGUGCUUGGCCAUAUGGACAACAACUCCAUGGACUGUCCCAGCAAAUGCCGCUGUUGCAGUGAAUGCCAAACUUCAAUAUGCAGUUGUUGAAGUACAAUCCUUGGAAGGUGUUUCCGUGAUCCCUGAAAAUAAAGAGAAAAGGAUUGGAAAUGUUCUUAAGGAACAGAAGAAGCUUUUCAUUAUUGUAGCAUCUGAUCUUGUGCCCACAUUAGAAGCAAAAUGGGGCACAAAGCUUGUUGUCAAGAAAACAUUGUUGGGUUCGGAUCUUGAAAACUGCAGGUAUGCUCACCCAAUAGAUAACAGGGAGUGCCCAGUUGUCAUUGGAGGAGAUUAUAUUACUACUGAAUCAGGAACUGGACUGGUGCAUACAGCUCCUGGUCAUGGUCAGGAGGAUUUUGUGACUGCCCUGAAGUACGGACUACCUAUACUGUCUCCUGUAGAUGAUGAUGGAAAGUUUACUGAGGAAGCUGGACGGUUCGGUGGGCUUCAUGUACUUGGAGAUGGAAAUGGUGCUGUUGUGAACUAUUUGGAUGAACAAAUGUCCAUUAUCAUGGAAGAGUCAUACAAGCACAAAUAUCCAUAUGAUUGGCGAACUAAAAAGCCCACUAUAUUCAGGGCAACUGAGCAAUGGUUUGCAUCAGUGGAAGGAUUUCGCCAGGCUGCUAUGGAUGCAAUUGGCCAAGUAAAGUGGAUCCCUCCUCAGGCAGUAAACAGAAUUUCUGCGAUGACUUCGAGUCGCUCUGACUGGUGCAUAUCAAGACAAAGAACAUGGGGAGUUCCUAUUCCAGUCUUUUAUCAUGUGGAAUCAAAGGAACCUCUUAUGAAUGGAGAGACUAUUGAUCAUAUCAAGUCUAUAAUAUCUCAAAAGGGCAGUGAUGCAUGGUGGUACAUGACUGUAGAGGAUCUACUUCCUGACAAAUAUCGUGCUAAAGCAUCAGACUAUGAGAAGGGAACUGAUACAAUGGAUGUCUGGUUCGACUCUGGUUCUUCUUGGGCUGCUGUGUUGGGAAAAAGAAAUGGCCUUGGUUUUCCUGCGGAUUUGUACCUUGAAGGUACAGACCAGCAUCGUGGAUGGUUCCAGAGUUCUUUGUUAACAUGUAUUGCAACUAAAGGAAAGUCUCCAUAUUCAAGUGUUGUAACACACGGAUUUGUAUUGGAUGAAAAGGGUUCUAAGAUGAGCAAAUCGUUGGGUAAUGUUGUAGAUCCACAAAAGGUGAUUGAGGGGGGGAAAAACCAAAAGGAAGCACCUGCCUAUGGAGCUGAUGUUUUGCGACUCUGGGUUUCAAGUGUGGAUUAUACAGGUGAUGUAUUGAUUGGCCCUCAGAUUCUCCGUCAAAUGUCUGACAUAUACAGAAAGCUUCGAGGAACACUGAGAUUCCUUUUGGCCAAUCUGCAUGAUUGGAGUGUUGGUAAUUCUGUUUCAUAUGAUGAUCUUCCCAUUAUUGAUCAGUAUGCCCUAUUUCAACUUGAAAAUGUUGUGAAGAACAUAAAAGAGAGUUACGAAAACUAUCAGUUUUUUAAAAUUUUCCAGAUUAUACAAAGGUUUGUCAUUGUUGAUUUGUCGAAUUUCUAUUUCGACGUUGCCAAAGAUCGACUUUAUGUUGGGGGAACAACAAGUUUUACUAGAAGAAGUUGUCAAACAGUUCUCUCUGCGCAUCUCCUUUCCAUUGUUAGGGUAAUUGCUCCAAUUCUGCCACAUUUGGCUGAAGAUGUGUGGCAAAACCUCCCCUUUCAGUAUACUCUUGAAGAUGGUUCUACUGCUGAAUUCGUUUUUGAAUCAAAAUGGCCCAUGUUGAAUGAAAGAUGGCUUGCUUUCCCUGUUGAAGAAAUUGAUUUCUGGGAAAAAAUUCUUGAGCUGAGAACAGAGGUAAAUAAAGUGCUGGAGGUUGCUCGUACAGGGAAGUUAAUCGGUUCAAGUUUAGAGGCAAAGGUUUAUCUACAUACGGGCGAUGCUAGUCUGGCUUCUAGAUUGCACGAAAUGUGUGCAGCUAAAACCGAUGCAGAUACAUUGCAACGUAUAUUCAUAACAUCUCAGGUAGAGGUGAUUCCGUCAAUGGCGAUUGAACUGAUUGAGAAAAUUCCUUAUUCCGGAGAGUAUCUCAUUCAACAAAAGGAUAGGGUUUGGAUUGGUGUCUCAUAUGCAGAGGGCUUAAAAUGCGAAAGAUGUUGGAAUUACUCUCCGCAAGUUGGAUCAUUUGUAGAACACCCCACACUCUGUGGUCGCUGUUAUAAUGUUAUUGCUGUUCAACCACUUCCUUCUAUGGCAGCUGUCAGCUGAGAGUUGGAAGUGUUGAGGAACUGAAAACCAUUUAAUCCGGUACCUGAAAGAUUUAACCGGUUUGUUCAAUAUAUAAAGCUUCAAGCCUUCAACGUCGAUUUGGAGUUCAUUUUUGGCAGCAAUUGAGAUUGAAAGUUGACAUUGACAGCGGGGGUGGAGAAUACCUUAUACGAGCCAGAUCUACUCAGGUGAUCAUAGACAAAUAAUGAACAUAUAAUAUAAGGUAUUAAGCUAUCAGAUUCUCAGAAUCCCAAAUUGUAAAAACUCCAAUUUCAUUCUUUACUUAUAAACCAUUUUUGCAUUUACAUACUAGCGGAAAAGAAGAUAUGAAGGGGUGCCAAUCAAAAUUAUUGUUUUCUUUUUUA
Pistacia vera is the source of this 3785-nucleotide messenger RNA. RefSeq names its product isoleucine--tRNA ligase, chloroplastic/mitochondrial. Gene Ontology annotation, cellular component: cytosol. Gene Ontology annotation, biological process: isoleucyl-tRNA aminoacylation. The record is from RefSeq and is a predicted model, not a curated record. Gene Ontology annotation, molecular function: isoleucine-tRNA ligase activity; ATP binding; aminoacyl-tRNA deacylase activity. Bases 133 to 3420 code for a protein of 1095 amino acids. Lineage: Eukaryota; Viridiplantae; Streptophyta; Magnoliopsida; Sapindales; Anacardiaceae. The transcript is spliced from 22 exons.